GCGUCGCUGAGAGUUUGCCAGGAGCCAGUUGGUGGUUUCAGUUUCGAGAAUUGUCGAAGGAAUGCAUUUAUUGAAGCUGAACUUACAAAACAAGGUUUGAAAGUUUUUGAAGCAAGAAAAACUGGCACCACUAUUGCAGGAGUUGUAUUCAAGGAUGGAGUCGUGCUGGGUGCUGAUACGAGAGCAACUGAAGGCAUGAUUGUCGCUGACAAAAACUGCUCCAAGAUUCACUACAUUUCUCCUAAUAUUUAUUGCUGUGGUGCUGGGACUGCUGCAGACACAGAGAUGACCACUCAACUGAUCUCAUCCAAUCUGGAGCUACAUGCUUUAUCCACUGGACGCCUUGCACGUGUGGCCACUGCAAAUCGCAUGCUGAAGCAAAUGCUUUUCAGAUAUCAAGGAUACAUUGGUGCAGCACUUGUACUUGGUGGAGUAGAUUGUACAGGCCCUCAUCUGUAUAGCAUUUAUCCACAUGGAUCCACUGACACAUUACCAUAUGUAACUAUGGGUUCUGGAUCUUUGGCUGCAAUGGCCGUAUUUGAAGAUUGCUACAAGAAAGACAUGGAGGAAGAAGAGGCUAAGCAACUUGUACGGGAUGCCAUUGCUGCAGGUAUUUUCAGUGAUCUGGGAUCAGGAAGUAACAUUGAUUUGUGUGUGAUAACGAAGAAUAAGAUGGACUACCUAAGACCUUUUGAUAUUGCCAAUAAAAAGGGUGUACGGCAAGGAAGCUAUAAGUACAGGAAGGGGGUAACAGCAUACCUAACGGAAACAGUUGCUCCAGUGGAACUUGAAAUUAUGGAGGAAGUUGUACACACAAUGGACACAUCCUGAAGAUUGCAACCUUUUUUAUACUUCCUCAAUUUGGAUGUACAUUAAAGCUCUAAGGUGUCUUUACAUUGAAUUAAGUGUGUAAUGACUGGAGACCAGUUCAAUUUUUACAAAUAAAGUUCGUCUCCAAGAUUUCCUUAACAU
This is a messenger RNA of Chiloscyllium plagiosum (whitespotted bambooshark), 972 nucleotides long. It is a transcript of the gene psmb7, whose product is annotated as proteasome 20S subunit beta 7. The record is from RefSeq and is a predicted model, not a curated record. Gene Ontology annotation, molecular function: threonine-type endopeptidase activity. Gene Ontology annotation, cellular component: proteasome core complex; cytoplasm. NCBI's taxonomy places the organism in Eukaryota, Metazoa, Chordata, Chondrichthyes, Orectolobiformes, Hemiscylliidae.